UCGCGGGAACCGAGAGCGAACAAUCAGGUGCUCCUCAGGCUGCACCAGCUGCUCGUUAGUCUUCAUUUACCUGUCAAUCUGAGAACAUCUAGAGAUCCUCAUGCGGUCAUGAGAUUCACGCACGACAGGUGAAGUUAGUUAGUCGUCCAGGGAGUAUUCGGGACUUUCCGGGAGUACUCGGACAAAAACCAUAUCGUUCCCCGAGUCCCGUUUCACUUUUCGCUAUCGACUUCGUUCGCACGUGCAAAGAACACCCGAGUCGCGAGAUCAUGUCGCGGAAAAAGGCGCUCAAGGGCACUAAGGGGGCAUCAAAGAGCCCCAAGGCGUCGCCCUGCAAAGACGGCGUAGGGAAAAGUGGCAAGUGUGCCGUCGCCGCGUCCGGCGGCGCGGUGCACCCCAGCGCGCCGUCCAUCAGCACCAGCGGGGGGUUCUACGACGUCGCCUUCAAGGUGAUGCUGGUGGGAGACUCCGGCGUGGGGAAGACUUGUCUGCUGGUGCGCUUCAAAGACGGAGCCUUCCUCGCAGGCAGCUUCAUCUCCACUGUGGGGAUCGACUUCCGGAAUAAAGUCCUGAAUAUCGACACGAUCAAAGUCAAGCUCCAGAUUUGGGACACAGCUGGACAGGAGCGAUUCCGCAGCGUCACACACGCUUACUACCGCGACGCCCACGAAAGCAAGACUUUCUUCUAUGGAAGUUGAGUAAUGAGAAAGAAGGCAGACCUUCAAGGCCAGAGAUGGGAUCUGUCUGCAUGCAUUUCUGUGAGUUGGAUCAUGUUGAUGCCUUCACUUCAUUUAUUUGAAUAUAUUACUCUUUAGAAUUCUUUCCUUUGACUAUUUAUUUUGUACUCUUGGGGUACUUGUGGGUUUUCCGACCUCCUUGAUCAAAUUGUUUAAAGUACUUUUUCCACUUGUUUUCAAUUCACUGUCAUGUGUUUGGUUCAAAACUUGUCCUCGACUCACGUGGCGUUCAUUUUGAAACCUCUCUCUACCAUUCACCUAAAUAGCAUUUGAUGAGCAUCAUGAUGUG
Messenger RNA from Gadus chalcogrammus (walleye pollock), 1026 nucleotides. RefSeq names its product ras-related protein Rab-26-like. Lineage: Eukaryota; Metazoa; Chordata; Actinopteri; Gadiformes; Gadidae. Gene Ontology annotation, molecular function: GTPase activity; GTP binding. The transcript is spliced from 5 exons. Gene Ontology annotation, cellular component: Golgi apparatus; endosome. The record is from RefSeq and is a predicted model, not a curated record. The coding region runs from base 270 to 698 and encodes 142 amino acids.